AAUAUGAAAAUUGAAACUUGAGUUGAUUCAAGAAAACUUAUUAGUUCCUUGAGAAUAAAAUCAAGUUAUAUUAUUUUUUUUUUAACUUGAUUUUAUCUGAGUAUCAUUUUUUUAUUCCACGGUUUAUGAACCAUUGGUAAAUUUUGAUAUACUCUAUAACUGGCGCGUAAAAAUAUUUACAUGGCAUGUAUAUUAUUACUAUAGGCUCAAAUACUAAUUUCAAAAAAAAAUAUGAGUCCUAAACGAUAGAGCUAGUUGAAGGGUAAUUAAUACGCAAUGAAUUUAAAAAUGGUUUUAUAUAAUUUUCAAAGGUUAUCGCAGAAGGUGUGCGUAUGCUUAUAAACAUAUUCGGAAGUUAUUCUUUACUUAAAAAUACGAUUCAAUUUACUUGCGACUCGGUCAUCUACUGAAGUUGAAGUUUAUGUAGUACGUUUUUCUCGAGAAUCAGUGCUAGUUAAUAUUACAGCAAACUGAGAAACAUACUGCCUCAAAUUAGUUAUAAACGUAUAAUAAAAUCACCUUCAUUGCCAUACUUUUUCAACUUUUUUUGAUAGAUUUACAUCUUUUUAAUGGACUUUCUAAUAGAAAAGCUUACAUUUUAUAACAAAAGAUGAUAAAUCUUUUGAAUAGAAAAAAUUCGUUUUAGUAAUUGAGUAUGUGCUUGUAAUUAAAAUGUAUUUGGGAUGUAAUUAAAAAUCUUCAUGUUUCAUAAAUAAGUAUUAUCGCGUAUGAAAAGCAAUUAUCAUAACUUAUCGAAAAAGAUAAAAGAAGCAAACAUGACGAUCGAAAAUUUAUGAGUACCCCCAUUGAAAUUCGUUGAUCAAAAUUACUACUACGCGUAAAUUACAAAAAACAACGGUUUAUCACCGAAAAAGUGGAACUCAACGUGCUUGAUUAUUGUUUUUCCACUGAUUAAAACUGUAUGAACGUUUACGUUCUUACAAAUGAUGAUGUGAAUGAAAGAGGAAAAUUUGUGAACGAUAUAAGAAAAUUUGUUGCGUUGUACUAUUCGUAAUGAUUGCGAAUGAAAAACAAAUUUUAAUCGUUGAGUGACAAUGAUUUUUUCAAAUAGAGCACGCAUUUUUUUUUUGAUAAUUAACAUUGAUGAUUUGAAAGCCUCGCUGAGAGCGACAUUUCUUGCUCGACUGUAAAAAUGAAGGGUUGAAACAAUGAGCGGGAGAAAUUAAUUUAACGGAGGAGUAAGUUGAAAAUGACGACAAACCUGAUAAGCUUAAGCUACUUUUUUUCUCGAAUAUUACUGUUUUCUUGAAAAAAGUUAAUUUUUGUAAAUAAUGACUAUUGAAAACAGAACGAAAAACCGAUGAGAUUCGAGGGAAGAUAAAAAUAAAAACUAUGAAAUUCAUUAGUUCUUAUAUAAAUUUAAGUCGAAGAAUUUUUGUAAAUAAAAGUUGCUAAACGAGAAACUAAUGAAUUGAAAGAAAGAACAAAAUAAAAGAAUGCAACGCAAUUGUCAUGUCGACGAUAAUGUUAUCGAAAAGAAAGAAAAAAUAAAGCGACGACAAAAAAUCAAUCAGACGUUGUGUUGUGUAUCAUUCAUUUCGCGCCGCUUGCGCGUGCUGGUCUCCGAUAGUCAGCGCCAGAGGACGCGCCGACUCGCUACAUUUCCGAUCCAUUUUAGCUCUUUCCGCAGCCUCGCGUCAUUCGUUCAAGAACUGGCGUGGAGAAUGCAUCUCGCGUGUCGACGCUGAGAGACUCAUGGCCAGCUCUCGUAUCGUGCCCAACUUGUGCUUCGUUCGUCGCUCAACCACUAUUCCUCAGAUUCGCCAUCCAAUAUCUAGUUACAUGUUAUUCUUUUACAUGACAUAAUAAACCAAUAAAUCAGCUGCAUGCGUCAACUUUUUUCGAAUCUACUAUGCCAAUCCCAGUGCAAUCGAUACCACAACAUAUAAACUAUCUGUAAUAGGCUCGGAAACCUCUGGAUGUAAUCCACCGUGAAAAGUGACACGAGGCAAGAAAUAAUGAUUAAUAGAGAGCCGCAACCCAAAGUCCACACUUCACUCAUUCAUUGGUAGGAAGGGCGUAUUUUCUUACAAUUGAACAAGAAUUAACAAAAAAACCAAAAAAUGGACGCAUACUUGGAAAAAAUUAAAAAUAUGCAACCGCAUAUCGAUUUCUUAAGUGAUAAAAUAAUUGCACUUAAGAAAAUAAAAAAUAGUAAGAGUGGUGCCCCAGAUACAGAGUUGAAUCAUCGACUUGCAACGUAUCAAAAGAUGUUUCAGGUUCUCACUACACAGGGUAGAGCUGAUAAUAAACAAAAAAGAGUAUCGAUGGAAACUCUGGAAAAAUUUCAAGUUGUGAUAGAAAAGAUACAGGCUAAAGACGCUGAAGCUGAACGUAAAGAACAGAAUUCAAAGCCAAAUUUAGAACGAAAUCCUUUUUAUGAUCCGGAUAAAAAAAAAUUGAAAAAUGAGACGCCUGAUUCGCCACCUCCGCCAUCCAGUCCUCCAGAGUCGGAAGCACCUUCUAAACCGUCGGAACCCAUAAUUAUUCCUACUGAACGAAGUGCUCACUAUGGAAGACCUGAUACGAUACAUUCGAGUGCAUCACCCCUCAAUGAUCAAAGACGUAGAGAGUCUCGCAGCCCGCCUGGAUAUGCUUCGAGAUUUUUACCCGUCGCGAGUAGAGACUUGAGACAAUCUAGCCCUCAAGCAUGGGAUAGUGAUACCGAAGAAAAAAAUCAAGAAUCUCAAAUAAUUGUGCCAGGAGCAAAAAAACCAAUAAGCAGUAUGGUAUCCAUAGAAGAAUAUAGAGAUGAUUAUUCAUCGAAAAGACACGAAAAACUCUCGCCUCCGCCGAGUCACCCAUCUGAAAACAUUCCAACAGUGCAAGUAAACGGAUUGGGGGGUUCACGUAGGUUGAGUUCUGUACUUGAAAAGACCAGAAUCUUGAACUCGAACGUUGAAUUGACGCGAAUUCUGCACAACAUGCAAUCACCAAAAUCAGAUUCUGAUAUGCGUGUACGAACGCUACCAACUUCCCCGUUGAGACCACCAUCUGUAGCCGCACCAUCGACGCCAUCUACGCUUUUUAAUGCUCCUCUUCCCAGCUCAGGAUUACCGAUUUCCUUUGAGGAGUUGAGCGAAUAUUUGCCUGCUGAUUCUGCAUCACGAGCUCAGGAAUUAGAGAACAGAUCCAGUCGAGUGAAUUCUUCGUUUCCAUCGAGAUUGUCAAGUAAUUCCGCGACAAAUAGUGCAAACAACAUUGCAGAGUCGAGUUCCAUUCCAUCUUCUGCAUAUGAUCACAGAGAUCCAAGAAUAUCUAACGACCCAAGAAUACGACCGAAUACAGAUCCACGUAAUAUUGGAGCUUCAGUUACCCGUUUUGCAGACAAUUAUGAAAGGCAUAAACGUCCACUUCAACAUUUGGAACAUCCUUCUCUUCCUUCAAGUCACAUUGAUUAUAGAACUCAUCAGUUUAGAUCCGAAGUUCAAUCGUCCAACAAUACGGCACCACAAAUUCCUGCACUGGGUGGAUACUCUAUGAAUCAGCAUAAUCAAAUGUCUGGAGGAUAUGAUUAUCGACAAGUACAAACUCCCAUAACAUCAAAUGCACAAUCAACUUCACAAACACCACAAUCACAUUGGGGUAAUAUGCCACAUCACAAUUCUAUACCAUCAUCACAGCAAACACAAUGGGGUAGUAUGUCACAUAUGCAACCUGGAAUGCACAUGUCUCAAAUGUCAAACUAUCCAUCUGUGAAUGCAAGUCAACCGUCUAAGGGACCAGGUCAACUAAAUAGCUGGCAAAAUCCGUCAAUGUAUUCAGAGAGGUCUACAAUGAUCAAUGGUGAUUCUCGAAUGCCUCCUAGUGGAUAUAGCAAUCAGAUGCAGACUCAAAUGGUAUCGACUCACCAGAAUCAAAGGCCAAUGAUGAAUCAACAAUCUAGCAAUAAUUACACAGUAACUAACAACUAUGCAAAUUAUUCAGAUUCGCGAUCGGUUUAUGAGACUCCUACUCAAUUGAAUUCUGGAAGACAAUCUUGGAAUCCUACUAAUGGUCCGCGAUUUUCGACUCAUAGACCUAACUUGACAAAUGUAUCUAGUAGUCAUUAUGCUACUAGUCGACCAGUUAGGGAGAAAGAUAUGCAAACAUCACGAAAUCAAGAUGUAUUACAAGUCUGUAGGUCCAGAGAUCCAAGAGAUCCUCGAAGCAGAGGAGAACCACGACCUCCAACUCCACCGAUUAGGAAAUCAAAUGAAUCGACAGCCGAUAAAGAAAAAGAAAAAAUAGUCGAUAAAGAGAAGGAAAAAGAUAAAGAUAAACAUAGAGAAAAAGAAAAAGAUAAACAGAGAGAUAAAGAAAAAGAUAAGCAGAGAGAGAAAGAAAAAGAAGUUCAACCAAAUAAACAUGCCAAAGAGAAUCCUGAACCUAGUCCUUCAGUCAAAAAAUAUAAAGAUCAUUCUAAGAAUGAUCUUUAUAAAUCUAAAGAUCGUGAUGUUCAUAAAUCAAAAAGUCGAGAUGGUGUAAAAUCAAAAGAUAAGGAUCACGAAACAAAUAAAAGAAGAGAAAUAGUAAAAUCAAAAUCUAAAGAAUCUAAAUCUGUAGCAGAGUUCUAUGGAGCUAUUGAUACACAAAAACCAGGACUACAGAAAUUUAAAAUUCCUAAAAAGAAACCUUUGAUAGAUUCUCCCUCUGAGUCAGCCAAAGAGCAAGAGGUAAUACAAAACACUGAUGUUGAGGGUAAGAGACCAUCACCUCCAGUAGAAAACGAUAUACAGUCAAAUACACCAGAUUCAACUAAUGAAGAAGAUGAUGCAAAUACUGUAUCGAAAGGAAAUAAAAAUGAUGUCUGUGAAAAAGAUAAAGAACAGAUAAGUGGAAAAAACAAAGAUAAGAAAAAACCUGAAAAUUUGUCAAAAGACGAACUUGCUGUUUUACUUCAAAAUUUUUUACAAUCUAGUAAAAAAAGUAAAAAACAAAAUGUCAUAUAUUCGUCAGAGGAAGAAAGCGACGAUAGUGAUAACAAUAAGGUCUCUACAACGCUUUCUAACAAGAAAAAAAAGGUUUUAGCCUCUUCUUCUGAUGAAGAAUCUGAAGUAGCUUCAAAAAAGUCUUCUAUAUCCAAUAAAAAACCAUCCAAAAAUGAGUCUAAAGAUUCUAAAGAAAAAAAGCGUAAAAAGAAAAAGGAUAAGAAAAAAGAGAAACAAAAUGAUGUUCCAGUUUCAACAGAAACGACCGAAUCGAACGUUAUUGGUACAGAAUUAACUGAGACAAGUGAAACAACAGUUAAUGAGGAAACAUCGAUUGAAACGCAUGUAAAUGUGCCUGCUACGAAAGAAGUAGAGGACUCAUUGAAAGAUAAAGUUACACCACCCAAAGCUAAACCUAAACGUCGCCGUGAAUUAGAUGCUUUACAAGAAGAUCUUAAAACAAGUUGGAUUUGCGAUGGGGCUAUGAAAGCUAUUGGAAGUCGAAUAUGCAGUAGCCGUCAACAACAAAAUAUUUCGGAGCAGCAGCAAGUUGAAGAAGAAAGUACACCUGCACCUAGAACAAGAAGAACUCCAGGGCCAAAACCAAAGUCAGCAACAAAGGCUAAAAAAUCACCAACUGCUGCAUUCGAAUCUCAAACUCGUAUUACUGAUGGCGAAACUGACGAUGUUUCAGCAGCUUCAGCAACUUCGGAUAUCUCAACAAAAACAACUCGAAAAUCGAAAGCUAGAAAGAACAUUCCACUUGCACCAUUAUUUGAUGAAUCCUCCAUCGAUGAUUUCAAUCUAGAUGAUGUGUCAUAUGAAGAACCAUCGGAUAGCUCAUUGACUAGCGAAAUUUCGGAUAAAUCAAAGAGAGGCGGCAAGAGAAAAUCGGGGCAAGCCUCAGUUGGAGAUCUUUUUCACCGGAACGAAACCCUCAUUUUACCCCACGGCUCUUCGUCUCCACCUUCGUCGUCAUCAACAUCAAUACUUCAGCAACAUAGUGACAAUGAAGAACUGAUCGGAGAUAUUACGGCCAAUUUGACAUCUAAACCGGUAGUCGCGAAAAAGAAAACUAAGAAAAAGAGGAAUCACUGGCAACUGGGAAUUGUGCCGAAAAAGAAGAAAAAGAAUCCUGCUAGUAGAAUAGAUACCAUAUCUGCAUCAACUUCAACUACCGUAUCUUCGGGAAGUAUAGAAAAAGAUAGUGAAUCAAACUCUUCUAGAAAUACCAUUUACUCUGAAGAAAAUAUGACUCAAGAAGAUUAUAAUGCUAUAAUUACAGAAUCUCAAAAAAAUAAUGAAGAUGUGACUUCUCGGGUUGAUGUUGAUGCCCUUAUAGUCUAUACUAUAGCGGGAUUGCAAGACAAAUAUCAAUGCCUACUUUGUCCUUUUUAUCGCAAAAAUAUCGUUAAUCAUUAUAAGACGCAGCAUCCGCGUAAAGAAGUGCUUAUAUCGCGUCUAGCAGUACCUGAAGCAAAUUUGGCUAUUGAAGAGUCACAGUCACUCAAUUUAGAUAAUUUUACGGACGAUUCGAAUCAAAAUGAGAUUCUUUCAAGUCAGUUUAAUUGUCGUUUUUGUGAUUUUGUGACCAAAGGCUUAAGCCAAUGUGCUCGCGAAUCUUUUUACGAUCAUUGUGUUAAUCAUACUGGAGAAUACAGAUAUUCAUGUCGACCAUGUGGUUACGAAGCUCAAUCAAAAAACUCUGUACGUACUCACUUUUACAAUAUAUGUCGUAAAAAUAGUAAUAUUACCAUAAAUGAGGCUUUAAUCGAACAUCCUGUACCACCUGGAAACAGAGUUUAUGGAUACAUUUGUACAAAGUGUAAUUUUGUACAGUUGAAUAAAAUUAACGUUGAAAAACAUAUGAAAUUAUGGCAUUGUAAAGGGUCAAAAGAAGAUGCUAAAAUUAUGAAAAUUGAUAUGAGUUUGAGGGUUAAAGGGGAAGAAUUACACGAUUCUGUUAUAUCUGUGCCCCUAGACGUGACCACUAAAUCAGAAUUAAAAGAUGAGAAAUUUAUGUCAGUUGAAGAAAUGCAACUGAAACAAGAAUUUACAGCUGAUUCUGUGGAUGUUUCACCUGACGCCACUGACAAUAAACCAACAUCGGAACCUGAGAUAAGUACUGUGAUUGAAAUUAACGAACCAAAGUCAGAACAAAUGGACAAAAAAAAGGAUCUCAGCGCCUUUGUUUCUGCAACAGAACUUGGUGACACAGACAUUUUGAUAAAAAACGAACGUAUAAAAAAAAUGAAAGAAAUUGUCCAAAAUAUUGGUAUCAAAGUUAGCAAAAGUCAAAUUCAACAGCGAGGUUCUAUUAUCGAUCAGCUUCAAGAUAAAUUGCAGACUUCAAUGGAUACAUUAAAUUCAUCUAAAGAGGAUGAAGUUACAGAUCCAAUUGAAGAUCCUUUAUUAAUAACUGAGCCAAAAGUUGAGAAUACAAACAUGCAAGAAUUCGUCGAAAAUCAAUCUUCGAAAUCGGAAGAAGCAGAUAUGACGGUUGAAGCUGAAGUAGUAAGGGUUAAAGAAAAUCAAGACGAAGAGGAAGAAGAAGAGAAAUCGGAUAAAUUUGUACCCGAAUUUCGAGAUCCAUUAGCUCUUCUCGAUGAACCAUCUCCAGAGGCAGAUAACGAUGUUCCAAACAAUGCGCCGUUUGUAUCAUCCCCUGUAAGCGAUUGUACAGACUCGGGCCCAGUGGAUGAAACUGCUGAUGUAGAUGUUUCCAGAAUACUGAAAGAAACACAACAGGUUUCACCAUCAAAAUCUGGUAUGAUGACAACUAUCCAAAGGUUAGCUGCACAAUUGCAAAAUUCCAAGUCUGCGACCUCAGUGCCGAUAAUAUCAUCUGAAGAAAAUAUGUAUACCAUGGAAAACUUCAGUGAACUUUCGAAAGACGGAAAAGAUGAAACAGAGGAAGAAGACGAAGAAGAAGAGGAGGAGGAAGAAGAAGAAGAAGAAGAAGAAGAAGAAGAUGAAAAUGAAGAUAAAAAGAUGGAUGAUAACGUAAAAGAGGAAGAAAAUAAAAACAACACCCCACUAAAAUCACAACAAUCUUCACCUCCCAAGUUCUUGCGAAUACGCAGAAUAAGCGGCGAUUUAUUAUCCAAAGUUGAAGGAGAAACUUCCCCAUACAAAAAUGAAAAAUCAGUAAACGAUUUGAAACCAGAAGAAGAUGGAAUAGCGGGCUUGAAGAUAGCUAGCGUUGUUAGUCUUGCUCCUAAUCAAGACGAUAAUCAUCCUGAAUUUCGAACUUUCGUUAGUAAUAAAGAGACACCUGCUGGGAUAUCUUUAUUGAAAAAUUCUUCGAAUAUUGUUAUUCAACGUCUCAAUCCAACUGGAGAUGUGAAAUUUGUACCAGUUACCAUGAAAUCAGAAAGCGCUAUAUCAUCUCUUUCUUUUUCUGCUGGUCAACAGAUUACACUUGUCAAUGAAGGUGGGAAAAAUAUUCCUUUGGCAAUGAGACCUGGACAAAAUAUUUCAACCUUAGUCAAUUCAACCAGUCAAAAACCCGUAAAAAUAAUCAAACUUCAAUCGAACUCGGUACCAACGAGAGACGUUUUGGCUGUCAAGUUAAAAUCUGCAAAUAUCUACGAAAAAAUGCUUCUAGAUGAAAAACUUGUUCAUAUUUUUAAAUGCAUGGGACGUAGUUGCUAUUUUACUUGCAACAACGAGCAAGCAUUUAAUAAGCAUAUUCGAAUGCACGAAGAAGAUGUCGGUGGUAACAACGUUAUUAAAGAUUACUUGAAAUGUUGUUAUUGCUACGUGGAUUAUCCAAACUACCAAGCUCUACUCGAUCAUAUUUGUGAAAAGCAUGCAUACUGUAGAUAUUGUUGCAAGUACUGCUUCUACAGAGCACGUGUUAGUUCACACGUUGAAAUUCAUGAAAAUCUAAAUCAUCCCGGUAACCCGAUAAAAAUAUUGCUGGCUCCAGAAGAUCCAGCAUAUCCACCACCUACCAGUACAAAUAAAAUGGAUCGAAAGUUGAUAGUGAAGGCCUACGUUUGUACACAACCAGGGUGCAAUAAAUACUUCUUUAUUCCCGAAGCCUUCAAGCUACAUUUGAAUUUAAACCAUACAAAUCAUAAGCAUAAUGUAUGCUAUCACUGUAAAGAAGUUAUUGAAGGAAUAGAAGCAUUAUUCGAGCAUUACAAAAUACAUGGAUAUUAUAAGUACCACUGCAUGUAUUGUACAAUGGGUGGAUCGACAGUGAAAGAAUUACAUUGUCAUUUAACUGUCUAUCAUUAUCAAGAGCUUCCGCAUAUUUUAGAAAGAUGCUUCCCUCGCGAGAUCUCAAAAUCUGUCAGUGCCAUUGAUCAGCUAAAAGAACGAGAUGUUGAAAUGUGCUAUCGCCUGCGCAAAAAAGAUUUAGCUCAGUUAAAGCCUAAAAGUCCACUCAAAACUGCAGUUACCCAAAAUCCUAUUGCUGCUAACAUUCUUCCCAGUGCAGCUAAUACUUUCUUGCCAAUAUCGAGCAUUGCUUCAAAUGUGGGUAACAUCGGCAAUGUAAGUCUUUCUAACAUUAAAAUAGUCGAUGCAAGAAGUUUGAAAGCAGCAGGUCCAAUUGCUGCACCUCCAGGUUUGAUGAGCAUGUGUCAGAAUAUUUUACUCAAACCGAAUGAGUCAACUCUCAGCAAGGAACUUAUUUCUAAUGUGCCUAUCAAACAAGAUAGUCCACCGGAAACGCAACAAUCACUUGAUUAUGAUAGUGAUAUUGAAAUAAUUGAAGAUUUUACGAAUAAAGAUCCGCUGCAAAGUUCUGAAUUGGACUCGAAAAAUAAUGAAGAAGUUGAAAGUGAAUCAGUUGAUCAAGAAGAAACAAAAGUAACAGAUCUUCCGAAUAAAGAACCUAUAACUCUGGAAGACAUUCGAGAUACUGGUUUAGUUGGCAAAGAUUUAUACAUGUGCGGCUAUGUAAAUUGUAAACAAGCUUUUGAUUCUAACGAAGAGUUGAAAUUGCAUAUGGCCUCUUGUCAAACUUCUAGUGAAAUGGCUGACAUUUUCUGUGAACAUUGCGGAUCUACUAGUAAACGAUUCUUGAAACCUAGUGGAUACCUAGAACACCUUAAAUUUCAUGGAUUGAAACGAUUCAAGUGUUCGUUAUGCAGCAGUAGAUUCGCUUGCUCAGCUCAAGCAAUUACUCAUAUGAGAAGUAGACAUAAACAAACGAAUAAUAGAGUAAUGCCUGCUGAUCCGAAAAAUCCUUCGCCGGAUGCUUUGUUCAUAGUUUAUCCGAUAAAAUCAUUAGAUAAAACAAAAGCAAAAAAACUUGGAAAAAAUCCAACUUCCCAACCGCUCGUUGAAACAGAAAAAUGUGUUUUUGCACCUUCUGAAAUUGAUAAACUUCCACUUCAAGCAAUUUACAAUCGAACGGUGAAAUGCGCUGAAUGUGCUUACAGCAACAAAGUACGUUCUAACAUGCUUAGACACUUGCAAGCUCAUCUAUCUGAUGUAACUGUCCCAGACUCUAGCCCUGUAAAUCCGGUGCCUUGUCUUGACAAAAAGGAACUCAUGUUUAAUAAAAUGAUUAAUUUAGCUAGUAGUAGCCAUGAAAAUGGAAGGAUGGGUGAUGGAGGUUACAAAAACGCCCAAAAGGCCAUGAGCGAAGAUGAAAAUUGGUUGCCGAAAUUUGUUCCUGAGCAUAAGAGAUAUGUCUGCGGUGUGGUGGGCUGCAAUUAUUUAUCGGUUGAAGAGGGAAUGCUUCGUCACCAUUUAAAAGCAUUGCACUCAGAGGAACCAUAUUUCCGUUGCAUGCACUGCCCACUUCCCCAGGAACCGAGUCAAAAUAUUCCUUUCGAAAAGAUGUCGAUUCACUUGAAAAUGCACGAUUCCCGUCUGUACAAGUGCUCUCACUGCAAUUAUCAUCACUAUCAAAGGCACGUGGUUGAGCGGCACUUGACCGAUAAACAUUCGGAUAAACUCGGAUUCAUCAAAGUUAUUCGUGACUUCAAUGUUGAUGCUGAUGCUCGUAAUUUAGAUUCUUCCCAACAAUCGAUAACGCAAGAUGCGGAUGGUACAACUGCUGAUGGAAACUCCUGGAAAUGUAACAUUUGCGAUUUUAGAACUAUGUAUAAAGCAGCAGUGCAGCAGCAUGUAAUGAACGACCACGAAGAGAAGGGUCAAUUUAAAUGCAAGUGCGGUCAAAGUUUCCUUAAUAAAGUUACAUUCGACCAGCAUAAACUCGCUUUUCACAUGUAUGAUGCUCAUUUUGAAGUUGUCCAAGUUUUCCAAAAAAUUAAAGGACAUACAAAAAAAUCUGAAAAUGCGGAUACUAGUAUGAAUAACACCACUGCCGAACCAUUUGAUACAACACCUUUAUGGCAACGAAAUGCUCCUCGAAUACGCCAUAUUCGUGGAAUUUUAUUCGAAGAAGAUGAAGAAGAACCAAAAUCAACCUCAAAACGGAAGAUCGAAUCCGUAGAGUCACCAACUAAAACACCUAAAAGUAGCAAAUUGAAGUGUGAGUCGCCGGAUAAACGCUCGAAAGUCACCAUACAAGAGCUACCGGAGGGCGGUUUUGGGCCAUACGGCGAACCAGAUGGAUCGUUUUAUGUUUGUCCCCUUUGUGACCGUUUCACUGCAAGAAAUAAAUCGGACUUUCGUGAGCAUUUAUUCCGAGAACUCAGAUAUUACAAAUUUGGAUGCAACCUGUGCGAUUACUCGGCUGUUAGUCGUACUAACGUUAAUAAACAUAAAAAUAAUAAACAUCCAGGCCAAGAAAUAGAGAUUCUUACGUUAGUAGUACACGAUAAUAUUGAAUCAUGGGUUAAACAAUUAUGUGAUUAUCAGACGGAAAAAAUGAGAGCUAACAAAAAUGCAUCUCUAUGUGCAUCAGCAACUGAUGUUAGUGCUACUGAUAUUGAGUGUUCUACCGAAGUAGACGAUGUAGAAAGUGAAGAAGAUGAAUCUAUUGCGGAUACCAAAGAGGAUGAUGAAACUAUUGAUGGAAUUAAUGAACUUUCUGAGGAUGAAAAAGAUAAUGGAGAAAGUCUAGCGACGGCUAUUAAUUGUAAACACUGCAAUCAAUCUUUUACCAAAUGGCGAGGUUUCAAACGACACGUGCAAGUAAAACAUUUGCGAUGCUUGCGUUAUCUUUGCCCUUAUUGUGAGAGAAGCUCCAAUUCUGAUUACGCUAUUUUGAAACAUGUUCGCUCUACCCACUCAGACAUGCCAGAAAAAGUGGAAGAAAAUACAAAUGCUCGUCUUCAACCAUUGAACGAUGAAUUUUGGGAAACAGAGUACGGACUUUUCGUACCCAAAGGUCGCAGCAAAAAACGUAAACGUAAAGAAAUGGAAAAAAAUCUUGACGAAGCAUAUCUUUGUCCAGAUUGUAAUUAUACAGCUGUCAGCUUAACAGAUUUAAGCAAUCAUUCAAAAGUUCAUGAAACUAAAACGAAACAAAUGUGUACAUUAUGUUCUUAUCACACUCUUUAUGAAUCUGAGAUGAGGCAACACUGGGAGAUUAAUCACCCAAAUCGUCCGAUACAGGUUGAAGAAGCUAUAAUAUCAGAUCGAGUUCAAACAUCUGGACGUAAAAAGGCAAAAGUUGUAGAUGAAGAACGUAAAGCAAGAAUAAUAAUAUAUUACUGUGACUAUUGUGACGUUAGUUCUGAGAACUUGGAAAAAUUGCGCAAGCAUUGGAAAUUGUGUCACAAAAAUUCGGCUGAUACGUCUAUCUUUAGAUAUAAAGAAAAAUCGGAGUUAAAAGUUAAAUGUGCUUACUGCGCUACUUCUGACUCUAGAGGAGCCCUUAUUACACACAUUUUAGAAGUACAUGGUCAAAACAAACCGAUUUUGCUAGUUGAAAGAGACGAUGAAGGAUGGAUGUGUAAAUGGUGCCCUGAUAAUGAAUUUUUGGCUGACAAAGACGAACUUGAUAAACAUCAUGCUGAGUAUCAUUCCCAUCUAGAUUUAGAUUAUAAAAUUGUUCGUCGUCAUUUUAAAUGUAAAUAUUGCUAUUUCUACGCAUCCAAUUUGGCAGCCAUGACUAAACAUGCUGAUAAACACAGGAGUAUCUCGAAAUGUAAAUAUUGCCAUACAAUCUUUCAAGACUUUGAUGCGAUAAAAAAUCAUUUCAAGCUACUUCAUCCGACAUCUGAUCCUGAAACUCGUGACUUGACUGAUUACGAAAAAUCGUCAGAAAUCAAAAACAUUUGUCACGAAAGUGCUAUCCAUGAGGAAAUUGAACUAAAACCUCAUACAAUAGCUCCAGCAUCACCGACCAUGAUGAGUCCAAGACUAGCAAAAAAAUCAACUAGCAAACAGUCUGCAUCUCUGUUUAUGAAUACAAUUAAAGCAACGGCGAGAAAAUCAACUAAUCCUUCCACCCAUAAUUUCCCACACGCCGAUCAAAGAGAAUGUCAAGAACCUUGUGUAGGUUGGUCUUUUUACGGUACACCCCCUUCUCCUAUUGAUUUAACUAAUAUUCGUACAACUAUGGCUGUUGCUGGAAUGAAAAUGAGUAUUGAUUGUUCACAAUUCGCUAAAGCCUUUCAAAUCAAUAUAAAUCCAACAUUGAUCUUAAGAGAUAUAUUAAAUUAAACAAUUUUGCGUUUGCAGAAGUUGUGAAAUUCUUGAUCUAAGUUUGUUUCCUAAUUCUUUUUUGUAUUGGCCUUGGAGUAUGUUGUACAAUCGUGCAAAAGGUAUUUAUGUAUUUAUGUGCGUCUGCGAGUGCCUUUAUUAAGCGCGAAUUUUGAGUGAGUUAAAAAUUUUGAUAGAUCAUAAUGAAUCCAAGUAUUAUGUUACAAAUAAUUUGUAUAUUCAUACCUUUUUUUCUUUAUUAUGCGCCGGCAAUUACACGUGAUUUCACGUAUUUUAAUUAAUAUAGAUAAAUAACUUAUACAAAGGCUGUAUUAAAAUAUAAUGACAGUCAAGUGAUAUACGGAUGUAUAAUAGGAGAUUGUGCGAACGAUGAAGAAACUACAAUUUUAAAGAGUUAAUUUUAGUUUAGUGAAUCAUUUACUAUCUAGAUUGAAACAAUGUUUUUUUUUCCUGUUUUGUGUAUAAACAAAAUACUGCUUAGCGUAUUACUUAUUGUUUCCAAUAUCUAGAUUUUGUACAUAAAUUCAAAUUAAGCAAGUCUCUAGGCUCUGUUAUAAUGCUAACAAUGUAAAAUGUUUUAUCGAGAAAACAAUUACAUUGCAAAAUCCGAGUUACUGUUCAAAGUAAUACUAGUUGUUUUUUUAAUUUUACUACCACAUGUGACACUACAAUCGAAUAAAAGAAAAUGUUAAUGCUUAGUAACGCGUUGAAGGUUAAUAAAUUAACCAAAAUUCGAUUAUCAUGAGCCACUAAAGACUGAAGUUUGAUUAUACCAAUUAAGAAGACAAUGUAAUAUUUAUUCAGUGUAAAUAUAUAUUAUGUAAAAAAUUGAAUAAAUAUUUUUGAUUUUUCUAUA
This is a messenger RNA of Trichogramma pretiosum, 14325 nucleotides long. RefSeq lists its product as uncharacterized. NCBI's taxonomy places the organism in Eukaryota, Metazoa, Arthropoda, Insecta, Hymenoptera, Trichogrammatidae. The record is from RefSeq and is a predicted model, not a curated record. The coding region runs from base 2085 to 13469 and encodes 3794 amino acids. The transcript is spliced from 28 exons.